Messenger RNA from Olea europaea var. sylvestris, 815 nucleotides. RefSeq names its product probable inactive leucine-rich repeat receptor-like protein kinase At3g03770. Gene Ontology annotation, cellular component: plasmodesma; plasma membrane. Gene Ontology annotation, biological process: protein autophosphorylation. The coding region runs from base 165 to 683 and encodes 172 amino acids. Gene Ontology annotation, molecular function: transmembrane receptor protein tyrosine kinase activity; ATP binding. The transcript has 4 exons. NCBI's taxonomy places the organism in Eukaryota, Viridiplantae, Streptophyta, Magnoliopsida, Lamiales, Oleaceae. The record is from RefSeq and is a predicted model, not a curated record.
UCUAAAUAUAGGAUAAAGUGAGUUUAUUAAUAUAUGAUGAUACUUCAAAUUUUGGUUUAACACUUGAGUUAACAGAGGGACGUUCUGGACAAAAAUUUACAUGGAUACAGAGAAUAAAUGCUGCUAUUGAGGUUGCCCGGGGUAUUCAAUUUCUUCAUACGGGGAUGGUUCCCGGUGUGUAUUCGAAUCAUCUGAGGAUAACAGACAUUCUGUUGAGCCAUGACCUUCAUGCAAAAAUUAGCAAAUGCAAUCUCCCUUUGUUGACAGAAAAUAAGAGACUGGAUGACGUGGCAGUGUCCUCCCAUGGAUCAAAGGAAAACUGUGGAUCGAUGUUAAGAUACGGGGAGAAAAAUGACGUCUAUGAUUUUGGUGUAAUCUUACUUGAGAUCAUUGUGGGCAGGAUGAUUGUCUCUGAACAUGAUGUCGGUGUCUCCAAAGAUAUAUUGUUGGUAAGCCUAUCAGCAGAUGAUAAAGCUCGUCGGACUAUAGUCGAUCCAGCAGUGCACAAGGAAUGCUCGGACGAUUCGCUGAAAACCCUGAUUGAGCUUUGUGUGGGGUGCUUGUCAAAUGAACUAUCUGAGAGGCCUUCUGUUGAAGAUUUGAUUUGGAAUCUGCAGUUUGCAGCUCAAGUCCAGGCUUCACAGCACCACAGCAAUACAGAGUCACCAAUUCAAGACAUCUGAAUAAAAUUUACAGUUUUUUAUUAUCUGAGUUGUGUGUUACAAGUGGAAACAAGGUUAACACUAUUUGCUGUAUUGGAGGAUAAAAGGCUACUGUAUAGUACUAAUCUGCAUCCAAGCUGAAUUUUUAUCAUC